AUGGAUUCUGAGCUUCAAUCAAUUAUUAGAUUCUUUGAACAUGAUAGACCUCCAAACACGCCUAGACUUUCCAUGGAGGUGGAGCCGACAUUCCCAGCUAUAUCUUUAGCCGACCCGACAGGAGGGUUCAAUGUCACUAUUCGUCGGGCAGAGGAUGACUGUGACAAGCCCUGUAUCUUUCGCUGGAGCGGCCUGUAUGAUGCAUGGGGUCCCUCUGGCUUCGUAAUCUUUCAACACACGCCAGAUGGUCUAAAAAGGAUCGAAGGAACGCCCAAGCGGCCACCUCCUCACACUAUCAAGAUCACAGGAUAUGAAGUUGAGACAGAAGAACUUCUUCCUGGACAAACUCUCAGAAGAAAUAUAGGCGCCCCGGGUCCCUUUUUGGACCACAUGGUGGCUGGUGAGAGAUAUGAGCUAGUCUGGCUCGGGGCUGAAUAUGCAUUGUGGGCUUGGGGCACCUUGCGCGAGCAUUGGGAGCAAGAAAUUGGGCAGGUGCAGGAACCUUUGGAGCAUAGGCCGUACGGCGAACCUCUGGUGGAGAAAUCGGACCGAAUCCCUAGAGCCCCUUAUAUGAGUGUGUCUCUAGAAGGCCCAUCAGAAAUGUCUAAAACGGAAAAGCUUUUUUAUAUUACAAUGAAGAUCACCUAUGAUGGUCCAACGAAUGAGGACCAUGAGGCUAUCAAUGAUGAUAUAAAGCCGAUAAUCAUACACGAUUACCCUUUUACUUAUGAUCAAUUUCGACUACAACGCCGCUGCUUCGAUUACGAUCCGUCGAAAGAUUCAAACGGGAGAUCUAUCCAGUGGAAGACUUAUUUUGAAGACGAAGGCAAUCAGGGUUGGAGGAUUGUAGAUGAACCUGACGUUGAGGUCAACGUCACGGAUCCCGAGUUUUUCCGCAGCCUCAAACCAGGGGAAUCUUUUGUCAGAAAGAAUUACCUUGAAUUUUUCGACUUGCAUCCCGAUACAGUGGUCGGCGACACAUAUCGAUACCAGUACUGUGGUGGCUGCGUUGACUGGUGGAUUUGGGGUGAUUGCGAAGAGCAUGCGAAGACGGUAGUGAAAUUACCAUGUUGGCUGUAUGGUCUUGUCGUCGACCCCGCUGAUAACGAUGGAAGGCCGGUCAUAAUGGUCCCGUCAUCUAAUUUUGUCGAGUUUACUGUUGUUGAAUGA
Molecule: messenger RNA, 1170 nt
Organism: Penicillium verrucosum
Lineage: Eukaryota; Fungi; Ascomycota; Eurotiomycetes; Eurotiales; Aspergillaceae
Exons: 4
Coding region: 1-1170 (389 amino acids)
Source: RefSeq, a predicted model, not a curated record